GGAGUGUGGCCGGGGCUACGAUUCUGCUUAGCUGACGAGCAAAGAUGCCUUCAGGCACGGUCGCUUUGUGACCCGAAUGUUGCCGAGUCUGGAGGUGGACGGCACUGUGGCGACCUUCUUUCUCUACAAGAACGACAGCGACAAGGUGGCGGGGGCGUCGUGGCAGGAGAUCGAUUACGAGGUGCAUGGGAUGGGCCCCCACGGCGAGGCGCCCAUCCAGACAAACAUCAUCACCGGCAACUAUACUGACCGAGACAUCAACGAGAUCUUCCUUCUUCGCUGCCGCGGGCCAUCCCUUCGAUACCGAAGCGCAGACGGCCGCCGUCAAGCAAGGCUUCCAUGA
Vitrella brassicaformis is the source of this 343-nucleotide messenger RNA. Lineage: Eukaryota; Vitrellaceae. The record is from the annotation of a GenBank genome assembly.